Messenger RNA from Aphis gossypii (cotton aphid), 2181 nucleotides. It is a transcript of the gene kar, whose product is annotated as monocarboxylate transporter 10. The record is from RefSeq and is a predicted model, not a curated record. The transcript is spliced from 9 exons. The coding region runs from base 224 to 1555 and encodes 443 amino acids. Gene Ontology annotation, biological process: transmembrane transport. NCBI's taxonomy places the organism in Eukaryota, Metazoa, Arthropoda, Insecta, Hemiptera, Aphididae. Gene Ontology annotation, molecular function: monocarboxylic acid transmembrane transporter activity.
UCAACCACGAGCGACUGAGCAAGUGCAUGCCGAGUUUAGUUACGUUUUGCUUAGUGUUCAGUUAGCACGUGGUAGCGAUUUUUUUUUAAAUUUUUUUUUAAUGUUUUUUAAUUUUUUUAUUGUAAUGUUUUAAAUACAUGUUUAAGUAUUAAGCAGUAGUUAUACAAAAUAAUAUUUAGACUGAUAUUUGCAAUUUUAAGUACAUCAAUUUACAUUUUGGAAAAUGAGCAAUCAAGAAAGGGUAUCACCCGAAUUUACCGUACGAUCAUGUUUCAUAGUGUUGGCCAGUUUCCUAGUCAAUGGACUUGUUUUUAGUUUUAUCAAUUCCUAUUCAGUGACUUAUGUGUAUCUCUUAAAAAGGCUAGAGGAUGCUGGUGUCAGUGAAGCAUCGUCAAAAGCAUCAUUAGUUGGCUCUUUAACUGUGGGAACAACGUUUCUAAUGUCGCCUAUCGCUGGAGUUCUCGUUGAUCGCAUAGGAAUUAGAACAACUACAUUUAUAGGUGGUUUUAUUGCUACUAAUAGUUUAUUAAUAUCAUCAUAUUUUACACAUCAAGUGGAAGUAUUGUACGUAACUUACGGACUUUUAUAUGGUAUUGGCGCAUCACUAGCUUAUACGCCUUCAUUAGCUAUUCUUGGUCAUUACUUCAAAAAAUACCUUGGUUUUGUAAAUGGUAUAGUAACUGCUGGCAGCUCAUGUUUUACCAUGCUCAUGCCAUACGUCGUAGAUUAUCUACUUGUUAGAUAUGGUCUAGAUAGCUGUUUAAGAUGGGAAGCAGCUUUAUCGGCUAUACUAAUGAUAUGCGCUUUGGCGUUCAAACCUACAUACAAACUAGACAAAUCGGAUAUGCAUAAAUCCCUGGCUGAACAACUGCGAUCACUGGUCAAUAUUGACAUUUGGAAGAACCCUAAGUACGUUAUUUGGGCCACAAUGAUUCCUCUCGCUCUUUUUGGAUACUUUGUACCUUACGUUCAUUUGGUGAAAUUUGUCGAUGACCGUUUUCCACAAAACGAUGGUAAAAUAUUAGUCACUUGUAUAGGCAUUUCGUCGGGAAUCGGUAGAUUAAUUUCAGGACCAAUAUCUGAUUGUAAGGGAGUUAGUAGAAUCGUAAUGCAACAGAUAUCCCUGUUUGUUAUUGGAUUGAUGACUAUGUUUAUCAUUGUAGUACCAUACUUUUUCAUACUAGUGAUUAUUACAUUAAUAAUGGGGCUUGCUGAUGGAUGUUUUGUUAGUGUUAUGGGUCCAAUCGCUUUUGAUUUAGUUGGUCAAAAAGGCGCUGCACAAGCCAUUGGAUGUAUUCUUGGUCUAUGUUCUAUACCAUUGACAGUUGGCCCACCAAUUGCUGGUUGGAUGUAUGAUAUGUACAAAUCUUAUACUGGCGCAUUUUUAAUUGCUGGACUUCCACCCAUGAUUUUUGGAAUAUUAUUAACUACUACACGCUGUGUAAGGAAAAGAACUAUGGAUAUUGAUAUAGAUGAUAAAGAUCCAAAUGAACCAAAACUUCUUGACCCAAUACCUGAGUCUUGCAAUAAAGAAGACGCUCAAGAAGUUUGUUGAUCAUCCAAGCAAGACCCAACAUUAUUUUCAGACAAAAACAUGCUAUAUAAUGCCGAAAAUAUCUUUGACAUUUUUAAAUUACAAAAUAAUUCAAAUUGACUUACUACAUUUUUUUAAAUUACUGCAGAAACCCCAUAACCAAUAACAAUUAUCUACUUAGGGCCGUUCUUACAAUGUCUGGUUAGUGUCUGAUUACGCUAACCAGCAGAAUUUUUUAUUUGUUAACUGAUAGAAUUCUACUGGUUAGUCCUAACUGUAACUUAACUGGACAUUAUAAAAACGGCCCUUAAUUGUAUAUAAUAAGAUCAUUAUAAUGUACCUAAUAUUUAAAAUAACUGUAAUUUAUUUAUAUAAUAUUUUGUAACAUUUCUUACAAUUAUAGUAUUAUUUGAUACGAACAUAAACAUUGAAUGUCAACUUGUCAUAUGAUAAUAUUUUUGUAAAUAAUUUAGAAGUACAUUUUUUACUGUACAUUUUUUUUUUUUUUUUUAUCAAAUAAAAAACCAUUGACUAAUAAUUUAAUUUUGUAUUUAUCCACUAUUUAUUUUCUAUAAUGAUUUAACAAAUUGAAAAACAUAAUAAAUUAUUGAUAAUAAAAAUUAAACUAAGAUUUAUUUUAUUUUUUA